AUGGGCAUGGGACUUCUCAUUUCACUGUUGACGAACUCUGCAGUCAUUCUCAUUUCUGCUACUACUGUGCUAUCUACUAUGUUGAUAUUCAAUGACGAGGAUCUGGUGUCCCUUGAGGGCUGCAUUAGGAUAUUUGUCUAUAUCAACAUAUUGAACAAAGUUUCACUGCAGAUUUAUCGUCUCUCCCCCAAAGUUAUCAAUCUGCUUCUGGAAGCCAUUCAAAAUGCGAUUCGACAAAAUUACGCUUGCGGUUUCCUGGAACAGAUUAUUGCAAUGAUAACAUUUGGGACCGCAACGGUUGUCACGACUUUUAUGAUGACAGGGAAACUACGUAGGCAAACGAAGGAGAGCAAGGAUGACGAUCCAUUGGAUUUUAGUGUGAUUAGUCUGAACAUGAAGGAAAUGUGGGUGAACCCUGCUUAUGUAAUUCCAGCAAUAAGCCAGUUUUCAACACCCCGAACCCAAUAUUCGCCUACCACCUUAUCAGCCCCUUAA
This is a messenger RNA of Lindgomyces ingoldianus, 495 nucleotides long. RefSeq lists its product as uncharacterized. The record is from RefSeq and is a predicted model, not a curated record. The transcript is spliced from 5 exons. Lineage: Eukaryota; Fungi; Ascomycota; Dothideomycetes; Pleosporales; Lindgomycetaceae. Bases 1 to 495 code for a protein of 164 amino acids.